AUGUUCUCUGCCAUGCUGAUGGACGCCUACCGCGACGAACGCCCCGGGAUCCGCAUCGCCUACAGGAUGGACGGUCGUCUCCUGAAUCAACGGCGCAUGAACUUCCAAUCGCGUGUAUCCACAGCCACCGUGCACGAACUCCUCUUCGCCGACGACUGCGCCCUGAACACCACCUCCGAAGCGGAGAUGCAACGGAGCAUGGACCUAUUCUCCGCCGCCUGCGAGAACUUUGGGCUGGUUAUCAACACGCAGAAGACGGUGGUGAUGCAUCAGCCGCCUCCCAACUCAGCCACAGCCCCCAACGCGCCGCAAAUCAACGUAAAUCGGACUCAACUGCAAGUGGUAGAGAACUUCCCGUACCUGGGCAGCACGCUCUCCCGCAACACCAAGAUCGACGACGAAGUCGCCAACAGGAUCUCGAAAGCCAGUCAAGCCUUCGGUCGCCUCCAAAGCACAGUUUGGAAUCGUCAUGGUCUCCAACUGAGCACAAAGCUGAAGAUGUACAAGGCCGUCAUCCUGCCGACGCUACAGUACGGAGUGGAGACCUGGACGGUGUACGCGAGGCAGGCACGUCGACUAAACCACUUCCACCUCAGCUGCCUCCGCCGCAUCCUGAGACUGAACUGGCAGGACCGCAUCCCCGACACCGAAGUGCUGGAACGGACGGGAAUUCUGAGCAUCUACUCCAUGUUGAGACAAAUGCAGCUUCGCUGGAGCGGCCAUCUGGUGCGCAUGGACGACGAGCGACUACCCAAACGACUCUUCUACGGAGACGUCGCGACGGGUUCUCGUCGUCAAGGAGGCCAAAUUCGCCGUUACAAGGAUACCCUGAAGUCCUCCCUGAAGCGCCUGCACAUCAACCCGACCAACUGGGAAGAGCUCGCCCGCAAUCGUCCGACAUGGAGGAGAACAGUGAAGACGGCGCUGCUAUCUACGAAGCCAACCGCAUCGCCGCCGCCAAAGCGAAACGCGAAGCCCGCAAAUCACAACUUCGCCCAAUACGCAACGCCGCCGCACAACCUCUCCCUACAUGUCCUCGAUGUCAACGAACAUUCCGGGCACGAAUCGGACUUGUUGGACAUCUUCGAACCAACUGCACCUCUCGAACUGCUCCAGCCAUCGUCCCUCAGCCCGCCGUUUCCUCGUCCUCUGUGCCGCCAACUAACUCUGACACUCCUUCUGCACCACCACUUCCAUCCUCCUCCUUCUCCUCCACUGCCCCAGCGGUGGCCGUUCAGGCUGCCGUCUCACACAUCGCCAACCACGACACAACAACCGCAACCACCCCCACCCCUCCCGAUUCCAGUGAUGAGGAUCAGGACUACACCUGCCCUCACUGUGACCGCACCUUCACCUCAAACAUCGGCCUGGUCGGUCACUUGCGAAUCCAUCGCACAGAGACUGGCGAACCAGUGCGUGGAGCACCAACCUACACUCACCGCACUCGCCUCCACUGCCCACACUGCCCUCGCACCUUCACGCAUCGCAUGGGUCUAUUCGGCCACAUGCGCAUCAAAGAGAGCGGAAUUGACCACAAUUCCGAUACAGCCACGACAUCCAACACAUCCACCACGCCCAGACCCAUCCUCGCUCCACCGUCACGCGCGCCGACCACCACCACCGCCACCACCAGCAACACCACUGCUUCCUCUACAGCUGACACCGACACCGCCGACCUCUGAUGCCCACAUUGUCCACGCACCUUCACCUCACGCAUCGGCCUGGUCGGUCACUUGCGAAUCUAUCGCACAGAGACUGGCGAACCAGUGCCUGGAGCACCAACGUACACCCACCGCACUCGCCUCCACUGCCCACACUGCCCUCGCACCUUCACGCAUCGCAUGGGUCUAUUCGGCCACAUGCGCAUCCACGACGACCUGCGGUAGACAACCGCCGGUCACACCACACAUUCCCUCACUCCCUACCUCCUAA
Molecule: messenger RNA, 1932 nt
Organism: Spirometra erinaceieuropaei
Lineage: Eukaryota; Metazoa; Platyhelminthes; Cestoda; Diphyllobothriidea; Diphyllobothriidae
Source: the annotation of a GenBank genome assembly